Messenger RNA from Plutella xylostella (diamondback moth), 1115 nucleotides. The record is from RefSeq and is a predicted model, not a curated record. Lineage: Eukaryota; Metazoa; Arthropoda; Insecta; Lepidoptera; Plutellidae.
GCCUCAUAAACGUUAGGUGACAGUUUUUGUGUUCGCAAAAUAUAUUUUAUAGCUACAAAAUGAGUGAUUUUAUCGACACUAUUGAGGCUAUCGAAUUGAUCACAGAUCGUGUAUUAUGGGAUCGACCACGUAUAUUCCGUGAGAGAACGGAUUACUUCCAAAAAUAUGACGACUUGGACUUUUUUAGAAGGUUCAGGUUAACUAAAAGAAGUGUCCUUUUCCUGCUAACAAAAAUCGAAUCAAAAAUUGAGUUCCAGGAGGAUAGAAACCACUCUAUUCCACCAAUUAAUCAAUUACUCAUGACAUUGCGCUACUAUGCCACUGGUAAUCAUUUACUCGCAAUCGGAGAUCUCGGAGGAUUCAGUGUAGCCUCAUGUAGCCGCAUAGUUAAACGAGUCACUGAAGCCAUCGUAAGCCUACGAGCAGAAUUCAUUAAAUUUCCAGAGUCCGAAGAAGAACAGAGAAAAGUCAAAAGGGAUUUCUUUAAAAUAGCAAAGUUCCCUAAUGUGUUAGGCUGCAUAGAUUGUACACACGUAAGAAUACAAUCACCUGGAGGCGAUGAUGCUGAAAUUUUCCGUAAUAGGAAAGGAUACAUGUCCAUUAAUGUUCAAACAAUUAGCACUGCCCAAUUAUUAGUAACAGAUGUAGUGGCACGAUGGCCUGGAUCAACCCAUGAUUCAGCUAUCUACCAAAACAGCAACCGAUACAAUAAAUUUGAAAGAGGAGACUACGGCUGCGGCUACUUAUUGGGAGACAGUGGCUAUCCUCUAAAGUCACAUCUCUUAACACCACAUGUACAUCCAAUCACGCAAGGCCAACAAAGAUUUAAUGAAGCCCAAAUUAAAACUAGAAAUGUUGUGGAACGACAGUAUGGAGUCCUGAAAAGAAGAUUCCCAGUUUUAGCUGUUGGUAUCAGACUGAAACUGAAGACUGCAGUGAAUGUUAUACUGGCCUGUUGUAUCCUGCAUAACUUCUGUAUAUUGAACAGGGAGCCGGAACCCGCCAAUGAAGGUCUUCUCCAGAACUUAAAUGAGUUAAUAGAUAAUGGGCAGAUACAUUUCCCAUUAGAUGGUGUUGCGGACCCAAUUUAUGGAUUUCGAAGAGACCAACUGUAG